Mastomys coucha (southern multimammate mouse) is the source of this 2031-nucleotide messenger RNA. It is a transcript of the gene B3gnt3, whose product is annotated as UDP-GlcNAc:betaGal beta-1,3-N-acetylglucosaminyltransferase 3. The coding region runs from base 454 to 1569 and encodes 371 amino acids. Gene Ontology annotation, molecular function: N-acetyllactosaminide beta-1,3-N-acetylglucosaminyltransferase activity. Lineage: Eukaryota; Metazoa; Chordata; Mammalia; Rodentia; Muridae. The record is from RefSeq and is a predicted model, not a curated record. Gene Ontology annotation, cellular component: membrane. The transcript has 5 exons.
GCUCGUCUCGCUGGAGGAAGGAGCUGGGAAGGGGGAACGGAAAAGGGGCGGAGGGAGGCGAGUAGCCAAGAACCAGGGCCAGGCGGUCGCCCAGGUUAAACCGUGUGGCCUCCGGAGCUGUUUGGAGCCGGCGCUCGGGGUACCAUUCAGGAGACCUAGGACAGCGGAUACCCCGAGACAGACUGAGCACUCAGGACGUGGGGACAGGAGGAUGCACAGAUCAGGAUCAUCCUCAACUACAGAGCAAGUUCGAGACCAGCCUGGGCUUCCUAAAAUCGAGAUCAUUAGAGCUGGGGCUGGCAGAUUUGUACGAGUUUACCACAAACAUCAAGUUCUUUCUGCCUAGCCGGGCGGUGGUGGCUCAUGCCUUUAAUCCCAGCACUUUGGAGGCAGAGGCAGGCGGAUUUCUGAGUUCGAGGCCAGCCUGGUCUACAGAGCCCCGCCCCCCACGCCAUGCCUUGGCCGCGCAACGUGAGCCUCCUCGUGGCCUUGGCCGCCUUGCUGGUGCUGCUGAUGCUCCUGACCCCCGAGUCCCCGUCCAGCUGCCCCACCCCGACUCCCGAGAGGCCCACGGAGCCUGAGGACGACCCCGCGUGGGCCCCGGCCUCCCCGCGAGCGCACCCCGCCCCGUGCCGGGCCAAUCUGUCGGUGUCCGCGCACCCCGACUUCGCGGGGCUGCCCCCGCACGUGCGCGACUUCCUGCUCUACCGCCACUGCCGCGACUUCGCCGUGCUGCAGGAGCCGCGGGCGAACAAGUGCGCGCGGCCCGUGUUCCUGCUGCUCGCCAUCAAGUCCUCGCCUGCAAACUACGGGCGCCGCCAGGUGCUGCGCACGACGUGGGCGCGCGAGAGACGGGUGCGUGGGGCGCCGCUGCGCCGCCUCUUCCUCGUGGGCUCAGACCGCGACCCACAGCAGGCGCGCAAAUUCAACCGACUGCUGGAGCUGGAAGCGCAGACCUACGGCGACAUUCUUCAGUGGGAUUUCCAUGACUCCUUCUUUAACCUGACGCUUAAGCAGGUCCUUUUCCUGGAGUGGCAGCGAACCCACUGUUCCAAGGCCAGCUUCGUGCUCAACGGGGACGACGACGUGUUCGCGCACACGGACAACAUGGUCACCUACCUGCAGGACCACGACCCGGACCAACACCUUUUCGUGGGGCACCUGAUCCAGAACGUGGGUCCCAUCCGGGUGCCCUGGAGCAAGUACUUCAUCCCCGCGCUGGUGAUGGCCGAGGACAGAUACCCACCCUACUGUGGUGGCGGCGGCUUCCUGCUGUCGCGCUUUACCAUGGCCUCGAUACUUCGCGCCGCGCGCGUCCUCCUCAUCUUCCCCAUCGACGACGUGUUCCUGGGCAUGUGUCUGCAGCAGCAGGGGCUGGCGCCCGGGUCACACAACGGAGUGCGCACGGCGGGGGUGUACCCCCCUAGCCCACGUGUGUCAUCCUUCGACCCCUGCUUCUACCGGGACCUGCUCCUCGUGCACCGCUUCCUGCCCUUCGAGAUGCUGCUGAUGUGGGAUGCGCUGAGCCAGCCCCAGCUCACCUGUGGCAAACAGGGCCCCGUCUACUGACAGGUUAAUGGGAGUUGACACCCACUGGCUCCUGUCCUAAUCCCUGUGCAAAGGACUGGCUUCAAGGAGAGGUUCAAAGUGAGGAGCAGCAAGGUGGCUCCGAGGAGUUAAGAGGGCAAACUCCUAAGUAUGCUUGGAAACCCUCCUGGGUCUGCUCACAGCAGGCACUCUGAAUCGAGCCAAACGUUGAGUGGCUCUGAAUGGCUGCUAAGCAAGAAGUGCUGUGGGCAGAGCCCAUGGGUGUCAGGCUCCAGCCUCAGACUGGUCCUUGGCCUCUCUCAGGCCCCCAAGGAACUGGGGCAGAGGAACAAGGUGGAUUUCAAGCUGAGGAGCUCAGAGAUCUUGACUUGACCCCUACUAGUGUCCUCUAAGAACUUGGAGAACCGCAGGGGCAGGAGGGGUCCUGUGUCCCUGUGUCCCGCAGAUGGGAACGGCAGGAAAUAAAGUCCAUAGAAGGCUGAA